CCAGUCUUCCCCAGCACUCUCUCUCUCUCUCUCUCAGAGAAGCAGUGAAAAUGGCAAGCUCUCAGUGCUGUGCAAAUCCUCCAAAGUUGAGCUCUACCUGCGGGCAGGGUGGUGUAGAAGACGUCGGUGGCCUCAAGACCUACAUCACCGGCCCUUCCGAUUCCAAGCUUGCUGUUCUCCUCGUUUCCGACGUUUAUGGAUAUGAAGCACCAAACUUGAGGAAGCUUGCAGACAAAAUUGCAGCUGCCGGGUUCUAUGUGGUGGUUCCUGACUUCUUUUACGGGGAUCCAUUUGUACCCAAUGAUCCUAAGAGACCCAUUCAGGGGUGGAUAAAAGAUCAUGGAACGGAUAAAGGAACUGAAGAUGCAAAAGCAGUUGUUGCAGCUUUGAAAAGUAAAGGAAUAUCUGCAAUUGGGGCUGCGGGUUUUUGCUGGGGUGCGAAGGUAGUUGUGGAAUUAGGGAAGCAGAGUCUCAUUGAUGCUGCAGUGCUGUGCCAUCCUUCAUUUGUCACUGUCGAUGAUAUUAAAGAGGUUAAAACGCCCAUUGCCAUACUUGGAGCCGAGGUUGACCAAAUGUCUCCACCAGAGCUGGUGAAACAAUUUGAGGAGGCUUUAUCUGCGAAAGCUGAGGUGGAUUCUUUUGUGAAGAUCUUCCCGGGGGUGGCACAUGGAUGGACAGUGAGGUAUGAUGUUAAUGAUGAUGCAGCUGUGAAGAAGGCAGAAGAAGCGCAUCAGGACUCAUUGGGCUGGUUCACCAAGUAUGUCAAGUAAGAGAAGAUACUCCACGCUAUCUGAUUAAAAACAACAUUUAAUAACACUAGCAUGAGUUUGUGUAACCUGCAUUUCUGUGUUAUUAGUGGGAUUCAGUGAGUGAUUCCGACGAGUCUGUAGAUGUAGUAAUCAAGGUGAUUGUUUGUCAGGUUUUGAAUAUUACUUACCAAAUAUCUAUUAUUACAAGUCAUAACUCAUAUGGUUGUCAA
Messenger RNA from Magnolia sinica, 979 nucleotides. Its product is annotated as endo-1,3;1,4-beta-D-glucanase-like. The record is from RefSeq and is a predicted model, not a curated record. The transcript has 7 exons. Gene Ontology annotation, molecular function: hydrolase activity. Lineage: Eukaryota; Viridiplantae; Streptophyta; Magnoliopsida; Magnoliales; Magnoliaceae. The coding region runs from base 51 to 770 and encodes 239 amino acids.